CAGCCUGCUUUAAUGUGGUGUUGUGAGCAUUUUCUAGUCAGUCUGCUGUUGAGUUUCGUUACGUGCGGUGCCCCAAACGGAUAAGUUUUUUUGUGCGUUUGUGUUUAAAUAAUAUAUUGCAUUAACAAAAAUGCUGAAAAACUGAGCCAAUUGUGUCCACUUCAAUGUACUUUAAAAUAUUAUUGCAAAUAACAUGAAGUUUGUGUAAAAAAAUAUUGCACAAUAAUUUCGCUUUAUAUGACAAACAAUCUUUUUGAGUCACUCGGAGUGUUUGCUGGCCGAUAUUAUCUUAAGUACUUUGUACAAAACGAAAAUAUAUCGCAUAACUGCUGUCACGAAAAUUAUUGUUACUGUUCGAAAAGCGCAUAUGUAUCGGUGUCGGCGCCGUUCACCGUCUUUGUUUUUUUGUUUAACACCGUUUAGUGAAUGUAGACAUAAAACACAAAUUUAUUGAACACAUUUUUAUGCAAUUUCGAUUUGAUUGUCAGCAAAAAUUGCACAGUUUCAUGGCUUGCGGCGUUAAAUGUGGUGUUUAUAUAAAUGGAAUGUGUUAGCGCAAAAAGAGAGUGUCGCCAAAAACACCAAAAAAAACAUUAAAAAGCAUUUACAAUCAUCGAAAUUAAAAUUGAUGUUUGAGAAAAACUAUUUCCGUUAGCGAAUUUAUUGUGCCAACUUAGUAUGCUCACCGACGGAAAAAGUGGAAUUUCUUAUUGAAAAACCAAACUAAAAUAAAACAUAUACGAGCGCACUAUGAAUAUAGUUAGUAGUUUUAGCUUCGUAAACUACAAACAAGUGUAAUUUACAGAAAAAGUUGUAAAAAAAGUUUCACCAAAAAUAACAUAAAAACUUAUGUUUAUAAAAAAGCGAUAUAAGUGAUCUUAAAUCUCGUAAAAGACUGUUUACUACAAUAGUCGAAACAAAAACAAUAAUUUUAAGCUCACAGCAAUGCUAUGUGCAAAUAUGCUUUCAUAAAAAAAAAACGAACGCCUGUCGCACAUUAAAGCUCCAAAAAAAGAUAACCUGAAAUCGUCACAAAAACUUUUGUGAGUGAAAGCUUUAAAACAAAAGUGUCUCCACACAUUAUGGCGACAGCCACAAAGUAAUCAUAAAAAAUGCCAUUAAGUGUGCGAACUUUCAUACAAGUGCUAUUAGUGCUUUCAUCUCUUGAGGCUUUAAGCUUUUAAGCAGCUAUAACCAUUCAAGCAAAAAACAAAAAACAUGAACGACAAUUACAAAAUCGAAACACAAAUGCAUGCAAAGUCGAAUAAACGAACUUGCCAAAACGAUAACGCAUGCCACAAAUCGCAUUUGUACUCAACGCCGCAGACGAAAGCUCCGUUAGCGCCCAAACAGCUCGACAUUAAUAUACCACACGAUUCAAUCAAUACAAUUACGGCAACGCUAAGUAACUUAAACGAUAUGCCGCACUACCGUUAUGGUGGUAGUGAUUCGUUAGCAUCCACCUUGUCACUGCUGCCACUCGGACGACGUCGUUGGUUUCAGCGCCAAACUUGCUUACUUUGCAUUUUGGCGGCUUUCAUUUGCGGACUAUUCCUCGGCAUAUUCGUCCCAAUGGUGGAUUUAAGUAAUGUAUUUUCGAACUUAUCAACGGAUCCCGCGCCUCGUACGCUACUGCCUGCAGCUGUAGUUGGUCAACACGUACCGAUCGGUUUAACUGCUUUAAAUUGGGAACCGCUGCCUUAUGAUAAGGUAAAGUUGGCAACAACCGUGAAUCGCACAACAGCAACGACGCGCAAAGACAACCUCAAAGAAGUGGUACAUAGCCCCUUUACCGUCGCCUUCAUUAGCGAACAUGAAGGUAGAAUUGGUGCGGAGGAAAUUUUGAGCGAUGGCCCGCAUUAUAUUGACAAUAGACGCGAUGCGCGUGUACAACGCACAGCGGAUGCACCACUAGCGCGGCCCACAGAGAAGCGUACUUCGAAAAUGCUGCAUGAUUUCGGCGAACAAACAUGGCCGCAACAAAGUUUAGAAAACACCAACAUCAUGACUAAGAAUGCACUGCAACGACCUAACGUGCUGAAGAAACACCAGUCGGCACCACCGAGCGCACCGGGCAUCAUAAAAUCAAACAUCUACUGGGGUGAGCUGGUAGAGCGCGCGCUCCCACAAGGCUUCAGUGCGCAGGAUACACGUGAUUGGAAUGCCUACGUUGUGUCUGAAACCGCGGUGCAACGACUAGAGCAAGGUUGCGGGCGUAUGCAAAAUCGGCUGCUCAUCUUUCGUGAUGGCACACGCGCCUGUGCGCGCUAUCGCCAAAACACCGAUCAAAUACAAGGUGAACUCUUCUCCUUUUAUUUGGGGCGCUUAUUGAAUAUGACAAAUCUCGCACCCAGCGCGGUACUCACGGUGAAUGUGGAAUCUGACAAAUGGUCCACCGUUGUGCAUGACAUAACUCAAGCGCAAUGGAAGCAGCAACGGCCGGUGGUACUGACACGUUGGCUGCCAAAUCUCGAACCAGCCGGCAUACCACAACCCUUUCAACCGAUCGAUCGUCAUCUCAACAAGCAAGAUGUAUGGAAUAUAACUUUAGCGCUGACGACAAUGGCUGGCAAAAGCAGCUCCGUUGAUGCGGAAAACUCAAAUAAUGCGCUACACCAAAAUUCUCACUCCGUGGAUUCUUCCAUAAAUAUAUCAAUUACACCGAACUCACUGGCACUUGAGCGCCUUGUUGAACUCGCUCAAUGGUCGGACUUGAUUGUAUUCGACUAUUUGAUUGCGAAUCUCGAUCGUGUCGUCAAUAAUCUCUAUAACUUCCAAUGGAACGCCGAAAUUAUGGCCGCACCAGCGCAUAAUCUGGCGCGUCAGUCUAAUUCACAGUUACUGAUCUUCCUCGACAACGAAUCCGGCUUGCUGCAUGGUUAUCGGUUGCUCAAAAAGUACGAGGCUUACCAUGGACUCUUGUUAAAUAACUUGUGCGUCUUUCGAGAGCCCACCAUACGCACUUUGAGACAGUUGCGCGAUGCGGGCGCGGGUCGUAAACUUCGCGAGAUUUUCGAACAAACGGCAAGCGCUGAAGUGCGUGAUGUGCUGCCAACGUUGCCAGAUAAAUCAAUUAAAAUAUUAAACGAUCGCAUUGAUCGGGUGCUAGGACAGGUGGAUAAGUGUAAGCAAAUGAUCAGUAAUAGCUAGUAACUUAUCUACGACGGCGUUGAAGCCUUUGUGAAAGUCCAAGAGAAAGGGUUGCGGUGCUCAAUGUAAAAAUGUAUUGUAAAUUAGUUAUGUCUAAAAGUUUUAAUACAAUAUUUAUAUUAUAUUGCUAGUUAUUUGUAUGUGUAAUUAUAUGACAUUAAGUAAUUGAGGCGCUCCAAACAAGUCACUGUAAAGUCAUAGCUUUAAGCUUAUUACUGUGUAUUAGUGUAACUGUAAUGUCUUGAAAGUUGAAAGUUCUUACCAAAAGCAAACCACAAAUCUUAUAUAUUUGUAUGUAAAUCUGACUGAUACGAGUUAAAUUAUUUAUACAUAUGUAUGUACAUAAAUGGCGCUUACGUUGCAGCUGGAUUUGCUGCACUUUUCCUAGUUGUGUUGAAAUUACUUUAAACAUAUAUUUUAUCUCUUGAGUUUCUCACACAAAAUGGGUGGUAAUAAAAGUUAUAAAUUUUUCUUUGAAAAACUUUUAAACUAAACUUAUUUACAUAUGAAAGGCUUGUGACAUCCUUGAAGCCCAUUAUCUUCAAAAAACUUAUAGAAUACUUAUAAAAUAUAAAUUACUGAAGUAAUAUAUAUCUUAAUUAUAAAACUCGCUUCAUAUCGGCAUUUUCAGUUCUUAAUUAUUAAAUUUCUUCGAAGAUAUGUACCAGAUAAAGUCAAACUUCGGAGAAAGCUGUGUUGUUUUUAAUGUGGAAGACUGUUUUAAAACUACUGAAGUUUACUUAAAACUUUUAAGGUACUAGAUUUAUUAGAUAAAAUCCAAUUAUAUAUUACAGAUUGGUGCUAAAAAGUCACUACACUAAUUUAUUUUUAUUUUCUGCUAAAAUUUCUCAAAACAAUAAUUAUUGCUAUUAUUAUUAUUAGGUAUAGUACCGUUAAGUAGGUUUUUAUCUCCAUGAAUUUUGAAAUAAUUUCUUUUUCACCAAUUUCUUUUAGAAGUAAACUCGAAUAAAGCUUUUAACUUGACCAAAGGACAAACAAAAAAAAUUCCUACCCAUAACACUCGCUAAACCACUUAUUAAAAUGUCACACAAUGAAGCUUAUCCAAGUCACCAACCAUUUCGAACUCAAAUUUAUCCAAGUUUCACAUUUUUUUUGUUUUAGAUAUUUUCGACAAUUUUUAUCUCCAGUCCAUAUUUGCUUCGUUUUAUUUUACUAUUCCAUAUGUAUAUACCAUAAAAUAAGUUUACAAACUUAAAUUAAUAAUAUUCCAUAUACAAUCUUAUAUAUCUAUAAUAUGUAACAUGUAUUCAAGUCACAAUGGCGCUAGUUUUUAACAAUAAGACCUAUCGGUUGUAAGUUGAAUUUUUUAAAACAAAGAUAAGUGUUUUACGUGUGAUUUUGCGAGCAAAUUAGUAUGUAAAAAAUAAAGUCUAAUUAUAAGAUUUUUCCUUCUACAUAAAAAUACAUAUAUAGACCCGAUAAUGUCUAAAAAAUUGUGAUAUAAUAUUUAAGUGCGAUUUGUAUAUGUAUGUUAAUUUAUUUAAAUAUUAAUCUAAAUAUACAGUGAAAAUAAAAUAAAUACUUACAAAAAUAUAACAAAAUUCCUUUU
Molecule: messenger RNA, 4720 nt
Organism: Bactrocera oleae (olive fruit fly)
Lineage: Eukaryota; Metazoa; Arthropoda; Insecta; Diptera; Tephritidae
Gene: fj
Product: four-jointed box kinase
Biological process (GO): cell-cell signaling
Source: RefSeq, a predicted model, not a curated record